GGUCACCAGCAGCAACCCCAGCAGGCAGCUGCUGAGGGCAGCAGCAGCAGCGGCGAUAUACCCUGUGCUUUCUUGCUGGAUUUCACGAGGCGGCCGCAGGACGGCGCUGCCGAUGCGGUGGUGUCGCUGCGCCUGGCCCCCAGCUACCUGACCUACAACGCCGCCGCGCUGCGCUGCGUGGCGGCCUUCUUCGCCUCGGACAAGCAGCUGCAGGUGGGCACGCUGCAGGCCCAGGCAGCCGCACGCGCGCAGCAGCUUCAGCGGCUUGCCCAACUCCGCCUCCGCGCCCUCUCCUCCUCCUCCACCUCCCCCACCGCCUCGGAACAGCAACGCCCCCGCUUGGCCCUCUCCCUCAUCAUGCACGCACCCAAACUGGCCCUGCCAGACGACAAGGGCCGCGCCACGCUACUGCUCGAUCUGGGUUGCUUCUCGCUGAGAUCCGUGCAACCUGUCGUACAAGGCCUGACUCCGGGCAGCGAGGAGGCGUCGCUGUACGAGUGUUUUGACCUGGGGUUGCAACGCGUGGAGGCGGCGAUUGUGGGCGGGGCGUUUGCAUGGCCGAGCAGUAGCAGGCCGUACGAGUUGCCGUACGAGGAGCUACCGAGAC
This is a messenger RNA of Astrephomene gubernaculifera, 607 nucleotides long. The record is from the annotation of a GenBank genome assembly. Lineage: Eukaryota; Viridiplantae; Chlorophyta; Chlorophyceae; Chlamydomonadales; Astrephomenaceae.